AGUCAACAGGUCAGUCAACACUGGUGUGGCUUCACACUCUGGUAUAUUAAUUCUGUCUCUGAUUUUUGAGUUUCCUAUGGGAAAAAUCUUGGAACACAGACAUUAUGCCUUUCAGGACCCAACAAGUUGUUGCCAGUCGUAUGGCAACUGGGUCGGCCCGUGACAGAUGGAAUCGCAACUCUACUAUCUACUCUGCCCCCAGCUCUUCACUGGGCUCGUUCCCAGGGUUUUCUUCCCAGGCAGGUGCAGCAGCAGCUGCCCAAGACACACCACCACCACCGGGUAUCAGUGUUACCCCAGGUUCCUGCCCCAGCUGCAAGAUUGGUGACCUUCACAAUGUGUAUCCCACCUGUGGUAUAUGUGCAGCCAUCUGUCUCUUUCCCCUGGGACUGGCAAUACUUUAUAUGUUACGUGGGCAACAAUGUGACGUCUGUGGCUACGUGGCUGGAAGGUAGAAGAGAAAAGUCACCUAGGAAGACCCUAUUUCUAAUUAGUUUUUAACAGUUUGAGGUGCUGGAAAUAAUUUUGAAGAUAGUUAAAAUUUUAAUAAGGCUGUGGACUCUCUGCAUGGGUGAAGGUAUCUUAUUUAAUGUUUUAAGUUUGUUUUACUGUGUAAAUUGACUUAGUUUUACACUUUAACUUUUUAAAAUUAAUUUUAAUUCCUCCUUAUGCAUAUCGUCUGCCUUUAAUGAGACUUGUAAAGGUUAUGAGCUACCAUUCCUUACCUAGGGUGAAUGCUAUCUAGGCACGUCAGUGAAAUUAUUGCAUUAGCAAAGAGCUAUUUAAUCUAGGAACAUCACUUGGACUAAAUCAAAAGGGCCAUUCUCUCUCUUCAAUUUUGGCCUCCAAAGUGGGGGAAGUUUCCUCUUCAUAUACUUCAAGAUAAGUUAACUGUGGAAAUAAGAUAUGAUAACCUUGACAGAAGUUUACAGAGUAAUACUGUAAUGACACUUCACACAUUACUACAAAAGUGACUAAACUCACUGGCAGUGGUUCCCAAACUGGGGGUAAUGGUAGAGUAAUGCUCUCUCUAGAGUCUAGAGAGAGCAUUACUCUACCAUUACCCCCAGUUUGGGAACACUGGACUAAAGGGUAAUCUAGAUAAACUAAUCGUGAAGCUAAGUAAAUAAGAUUCUACAAAGUGUGACAAUAAUAUUGAAAUUCAAAGCAAAAGCGGUAUGUUGUUGUCUUUAUAUUAUAUGAAAUUGCCCUAAUUUAUUUUUGUCGUCCAAUUCCCAUGGAAGAUAUACCGCUGAAGUCCUGAGAAUUUGUGCUGCCUAGCAGUACAGUACUAAUAUACUCAGCCAGACUACCUGGCUUAAUGUCUUUUCGGAUACAACCUCUAAUAAGCUAUAGACGACAGUAAUAAAUCCUCGCAGCUAGCGUUUUAAAGGCGUACAGAUGUCCCAUAAGCACACUAUUGAGAUGUCUAUCUAAUGCUAGUUGACAUUUAACCAGGUACAGCUUGGCUAAGUGUAUUAAUACUGUACUGCUAAUCAGCACAAAUUCUCAUGAACUGAGUGGUAAAUCUUCCAUGGAACAUAAUAUCUUGAUUUACUGCCAGUACAUAUACAAGGUAUACAGACCAUAGAUGACAUGAGUGACAUACUACUAUAUAGAAAGCUUCUUGUUAUGCUGAGCAUUUCCCACAAAUUAGGUCAGUUUUGUCUCAGGAUGCGACCCACACCAGUCCACUAACACCCAGGUACCUAUUUUACUGAUGGGUGAACAUAGACAACCGGUGUAAGGAAACAGGUUCGACGUUUCCACCCCUUCACUGGAAAUCGAACCCGGCCCCUUGCAGCUUGAAGAGAGCUUUAGGCACUAGGCCACAGGGCAACGAAUUAGAUAACUACUUUGGAGCUCACUUUCAGGCAACAGAGGAAUAAAUUAGGGCAAGUCUAUAUACUUUAAAGGCAAUAAGAUACCAGAGCUAAUACAAUGGAUCUCCCCUCUAUGGAGGUGCUCCUGAUGGCAUUAAUUAGCUUGUCCUCCCAUUGCUUGAAUAGGGUUUAAUGUUUCCCAGCAGAAAAUAGUAAUCCCUAUCUGUUGUGUAAGUUGGAGUGGUUAUGGGAAUUUUCCUCUAUAAAGGAGAGCCUCUGCUGAAGUUCCUCUAAAUUAUACCUUCUACUUCUACUCUAGGGUUCCAGUAAUGAUUAUUAUAAUAAAAAAAAGGGCUAAACCGCAAGAGUUAUACAGCACAGCAGGGCAAGGAAGGAUGAAGGGGAAAUGGGCGGCAAGAGGGAGAGGGAUGAUUAAGGUAUGGAAUGUAGCCAGGCAGUGGAUAGUGCAGGGGUAGAGGGUAGCUAGAGAUUAAGAUAGAAAGGAUGGAGGAGACUGCUAGAGGCAUCAUCAUCAGUUUGUGUAGUAAAUCAGCUACUGUCAAUCGAGUGUCUGGAUUAGAGGAGGGUCCAUCAGCAAGAAGGAAAGGUUAAGAAAGGGUAGCAGAGUGGAGACAACAUUGGAGGUAAAUUCUGCGUGCUCGUAGAUAGUGGACAGUCCAACAGAAUGUGGCUAACAGAUACUGGAACUUGACAAUUCUCAGAGGAACAGGGCACUUCUCCAAGAGAUACCCGUGUGGCCGACGCGAAGACGGGAGACAAGAAGAUGGCCAGAAACCUGUACUCGGUUUAAUAGAAUGAAGUUUAUGGAGCAGAUCAGACCAACGUUGUUGCCAACGAGUGCUAAGGUGGGUAGCAAUUUCAGCAAAAUUAUCUGUGAAUGGAACACCUCUAUAGGAAACUGUGAAGUCAUGUACUGCUGAUUGCAUAGCAGUGUCUGCCUGUUCAUUGCCCUGUACAUCAACAUGACCAGGGACCCAACAAAAAAACUAUCUGUUUGCUAGAGAUGUGGCAUAACCGAAGUUGGAUAUGGAAAAACUAGGGGGUGAGGUGUAUCAAAUUUUUGUAUUUAUUUUAUUUUAUUUAGAAAUUUUAGCAUACAUACGGAGGUACAAAAAAAAUACAGGUAAGAGCAGCAUGCCAAAGCCACUUAUAUGCAUAGCAUUACGGGCUGGCUUAAAAUUAACUUAAGAUUAACUAAGCAAUGAUGAAAUAAGUGAUAAGACAUUAUUGUAAACGGAUAACUAUAAAGCACAAAUGAGUAUUACAAAGACAGGUCAUAUGGUUGCAUGCAUUGCUGUUCAUUCAGUAGAAUGGAGUAUUCUGUUAGGUAGUGUAUUUAAAAAAAUAAGUUAGAUUGGGUCCUAGGUUUAACAUUUGUGAUAUAAUUUUAAGGUUCAGUUAUUCAGUAUUUAUUUGGUUUUGAGUAAGUGAACUUUGAGAAGAGACUUGAAUUUAUAAACAGGUAGUUUUUCUUUUAUAUUUAAAGGUAAUGAGUUC
Molecule: messenger RNA, 3341 nt
Organism: Cherax quadricarinatus
Lineage: Eukaryota; Metazoa; Arthropoda; Malacostraca; Decapoda; Parastacidae
Source: RefSeq, a predicted model, not a curated record